Molecule: messenger RNA, 984 nt
Organism: Vanessa atalanta (red admiral)
Lineage: Eukaryota; Metazoa; Arthropoda; Insecta; Lepidoptera; Nymphalidae
Product: zinc finger protein 706-like
Exons: 3
Coding region: 275-508 (77 amino acids)
Source: RefSeq, a predicted model, not a curated record
AUUCUAUCAUUCUAUAACCUUUUUAAGUUGUCGCCUUACGGCUACGUCUAUCACAGGUAUUAAUUUUUAAACAUCUGGCAAAAUUAUAAAUAGUUUUUUAUAGAGACGUCUUGUGAAUAUAAGUUCGUAACUACGGGUAUAAUAAAAAAUAUUAGCAACUGUCGCGUGGAUUGUCAAAAUUAUAAUAUUUAUUUUGGUCGUACCUUUCGACUUUCGAGAAUUCCAUCAUUCUUGAAUUCUCCAUAAGAUCGAUUACUAGUAAUCAUCAAGAAGGAUGGCUCGAGGACAACAGAAACUUCAGUCGCAAGCUAAAGCUGCUGAGAAAUUAUCCAAAUUAAAAAAACAACAAGGUCACAGUGCAACAGAUCAGAAGAAGGCUGCUCAAAAAGCUCUUGUUCAUGUCUGUGCCAUUUGUAAGGCUCAAAUGCCAGAUCCCAAAACAUACAAACAACAUUUUGAAAACAAGCAUCCUAAAAACGAGCUACCAGAAGACCUGAAGGCGAUUUAAAUGUGAAAUAAAUUAGUUUUCAUCAUGACACCUACAGUUAGUGAAAGAAGAAUAAGAAAGUGUAACUGUUAUAACUUGAUGUAUUUAUCUGUUGGUUCAUAACUGGCAUAUCUACAACUGUAAACGAUAAAUGCAAACAAUCUUUCAUUUAAAUGUACUAAAUUGAGAAAUCAUUCCAUACACAUUAUUCUUUGGAAUAAUAUUGUUGGUGUCAUGGUGGUGAUCCACAAAUUUUUUUAUUUUGAUUUAGUAUCAGCUUUUUUUAUGUUUAAGAAUACCAAAAGUACUGUACUAUUUUACAAUUUGCAUUUGGUUUUACCGUCGAGUUUAUUGUAUGUAUUAACACCGUGUUAAGGUCGAGGCUUCCGAAGACGAUACGAUCGAGCCGCAACGGCAUCUCGACCGCAUCGUCCAGCGCUCUUCAUCUGCACCUGUGUACGGUAUUAUAUUCAAAAUAUACACGUUAUUUAAUUAAA